Paraphaeosphaeria sporulosa is the source of this 1363-nucleotide messenger RNA. Its product is annotated as acid phosphatase/Vanadium-dependent haloperoxidase. The record is from RefSeq and is a predicted model, not a curated record. The transcript is spliced from 4 exons. NCBI's taxonomy places the organism in Eukaryota, Fungi, Ascomycota, Dothideomycetes, Pleosporales, Didymosphaeriaceae. The coding region runs from base 1 to 1248 and encodes 415 amino acids.
AUGAGGCUAUCUCUUCCCAUUGCCUGUUUUGCAGCUGCCGCCAAAGCGGCGUACAGCGGGGACAUUGUUCAGUAUUGGGUCGAUCAAUCCGCCAUUCUCGUGAAUGGAACCGUCAUCAAUGGUCUUCCAUCGCCACCAUCCGGUUGGUUCGAGGCUAUCAUCCAAGGUGCCGUCUAUCUCGCCGCCACCGAAACCAAGGGCAAAUCACUCGCCUUCCAACAACUCGCAGUAUCCCACGCCGCACAUGACAGCCUCCUCUGGACAUUCCACGGCACCCGACUCUAUGCAACGAUAAACUCCAAGCUCAAGGCGGUCCUCGGUUCCAUCGGCCUGGACGCUUCCUCCAACGAGGCACAAGAAGCGACGCAGAUUGGCCGGGAAGCCGCGCACGAAGUCAUUGUAGCACGCGCAGACGACGGGAUCAAUUUCUUCGUCGAUUACGUACCCAAACCAGCACGGCCAGGUGUCUAUCAGGCUACACCAGGUGGUCAGCCGAUCCCAGACACACCACAGGCGCAAUUUAUCCGUCUAUUUGGUGGGUUGGGAGACGUGAAGCGUUUCCGAGCUCCAGCUCCGCCGAAUGCGACGUCCCCCGAAUACGAGCCAUUCAUCGAUUUCGUCAAGGCGCAAGGCGCCAGGAAUUCUUCUGUGAGGAAGCCAUACGAUACCGAAACUGCGUACUUCUGGCGCGAAAGCAGCCCCAUCCAAUGGAACCGUCUGGCAAACAACGUAAUCGGAGACAAGCUUGCAACCGACGUCCUCGCUUCUGCCAAAUUCUACGCUCAACUCAACUACGCUUUAGCAAACGCCGCAAUCGCCAGCUGGGACUCCAAAUAUUUCCACAACAGUUGGCGCCCCGUAACUGCGAUACGCUAUCCAGAAAUUUACCUUGCUAGCGGACGUGAUAUUUCGGACCCUAACUGGACUCCCCUGUUGACCCCAACUCCAAAUCACCAAGAUUACCUCUCGACUCAUGCCACUUUCGGUGGCGCAGCAGCCGCCGUCAUCAAAGCCUGGAACGGCGGAGAUAGUGUCAAUGUGACACUAAGCAGCAAUGUUACGGUCGACAACGUAGGUGUGAUCACGCGACGCAUCACGAAUCUGACCGCUGCGGCGUAUGAGAACGGCGAUAGUAGGGUCUUCGGGGGCAUCCAUUUCCAGUUCGCGAGUGAUGUGGGGAAUGAGAUAGGUAUCUGGGUUGGAAAGGAGACGUUGGCUAAGUUUGACGAGAAUUGGGAUAAAUUCUGAGCAAGAUUCGUGGCCAGGUCGGACAGGGCACAGUGACUGACACAAAACAAGAGUAUCAGCAUAUAUCUCAUUCUGUGGGAGCUCACUAUAUAUGUCGCUUUUUGAACUCACAGCG